Messenger RNA from Triplophysa dalaica, 2195 nucleotides. It is a transcript of the gene msantd2, whose product is annotated as myb/SANT-like DNA-binding domain-containing protein 2. The record is from RefSeq and is a predicted model, not a curated record. NCBI's taxonomy places the organism in Eukaryota, Metazoa, Chordata, Actinopteri, Cypriniformes, Nemacheilidae. The coding region runs from base 81 to 1682 and encodes 533 amino acids. The transcript is spliced from 4 exons.
CGCGCUGUAACCUGUCCGGGAGCGAGCGUGAGUCUCUCACGCGCCUCUCCCUUCCCCCUCCCCUUAGCAACAGAGCCAAGAUGGCGGCCCCCAGUAACGCCGAGCGUUCUCCUGAUCUAUCGGUGCAGCUCAAGAUCCCCAAAACCGAGGUUCCCUCUCCGGAGUCCGAGGAUCUGAGUGACAGCAACCAAUACCAUUCCAACCCUUCCACCCCUAACAGAUUCUCACCUCUGAACGUCGGGGUCUCGCUGUCCGGGGGCGUAGGCCGGAGUGGAUCGGCCUCUGCAUCCAACAGCUUCACCGCCUGCCGUGGCAUGUCAUGGACACCGUCGGAAACAAACGCGCUGAUCGCCGUGUGGGGUAACGAGAGGCUAGCGGAGGCGCGGAUGCAGCAGCUGGAGGUGGCCGGGACGGUGUUUUCUGGCAAGGCGCCGGGACCUGCGAUGUACGAGCGGGUUUCCAGAUCGCUGUCAGAGCUGGGUUACGAGAGGACCCCUUCCCAGUGUCGAGAGAGGAUGAAGACACUGAGACGGUGCUACAGCCGGGUAAAGGAGCACGGCAUUGGGAAGAGGAAAAGCAGUUACUCCAUCGAGCAGCUGGAGAAGGUGUUCGGACAGGGUGGCUGGGACUCCCAGAGCUGUCAGCCUGUGUUGAUCAACAGCAGCGGUCUGUAUCAGGAGAUGGAGUCAGACGGCAGCACUAUGGAGGACUAUUCUCAUGAAGACUGGUGUAAUCAGGACCUCGCUGCAGCCUUUAAUGAAGGAGACAUAGAGACAGAAGAGACCCAGCUUCCAAAGAACAGAGUUCUUCAGAUAAGACUGGAGUCAUCGGAGCACGCUCAACGAAGGGAAGUGAUGCAGAACGUGAUGCGAAUCUUGGAAUCAGUAGAGGUCAAAUGGGAACACUUCCAGACAUGGACUGAAUUCUCCCGUCUCCACCUGUCUAAUAAACUAGCCAUCUUCGGAGUGGGCUACAACACAAGGUGGCGAGAAGAAAUACGCUACCACUAUGCAGAGAUCAGCUCCCAGGUACCUCUAGGAAAGCGUCUUCGAGAAUACUUCAACCCCGAGAAGGCAGAGGGCAGGGUUAUCAUGACCAAGGUGCAGAAGAUGAACUGGAAAAACGUGUAUUAUAAAUUUCUUGACAUAACUAUAAGUGAAGCUCGCUGUUUGGAACUACAUAUGGAUGUAGAUUGGAUACCCAUUGCACAUACCAGGGAUGCCGGUUCAAGUAAAUGUUCCCAGUACCUUUUGCCAGGGGGCAUCCCAAAGACAUACGGUUUAUAUGCGAUAGGGUAUGAGGAUACGGGUGUGUCCAGUUCAACUAACACAGCAGACAAAUCACUAGAGGGUGUGGUGGAUAAUUGUGACGAUGAGAAAAAAGACGAGAGAAUGUCAGCCAAAGUCACAUACUGUUACCUCGGCAUUGCGGAGGAGAGGACGCUACAGCAAUGUCUGUUUCAGCACUUUCAGAAUUCAGGCAAACACUUCAGUCGGGGAGAGCCCUCAGCCAUAACCAGAUUCCUGCAGGAAAACUUCACCAGCCAGUCCAGAGAAGGCACUCAGUCUGGUUUACCAAUUUACAUUAAGUUUAUUGAAGUGGAGCUGGACUUCCUCUCUGCCGGAUCUUUAGUUGAAUGUUUAGAGACAGCAAUUGGCUAUUCCUUAAAGUUCACCAAGUAACUGUAGCAACCAUAAUGGUUACAUUGGCAAAUAAGCUCAUUCAAAGCCAGGAGAUUUAUUCCUUUUAAGCUGAGAAAGUAUUUAUGUGAUAUGUUCGGCAAAGCCUGUUCCACAAGGGAGGAUAUUUUCUUUUGCACGGGCAAUUGUCUUUAUCAGGGAGCGAAAGCUUUCUGUGGCUGAUGUGUGCGAUAGCAGAAGCAUCCAGAAAGUUAGGUCUGUUUAUUUCCAAACUGCCUUGAUUUUAUUCUCUCCAGCCAAUGCAACAGAUCCAAAGCGAACUGUGUGUAAGAAAGUGAAUCCUCAACAAGAAAUCAAAUUAAUAUAAGUAUUAAGUCUAUCUAUAUAGAAGUAUAUAUAUUUAAGAGUAUAUAUUGAUAUCGUCAAGCAUUCCAGCAUUUCCAGUUAUAACAUUCAAAGAAUGUUUUCUUAAGCGUUAUUGAUGUUUUUGUUUGUGAGCUCACACAGUGUCUUUAUGUAUGAUUGUUUCCAGGUCACAGUCUUGUUUACAUUGGA